UGUCAGAGUGUUCGAUGAGCGCUGAUAAGGCCUUCGGUUCCAGGGUCAAAGGUGAGUGUGUUGCUGGAACGCGGCGCACGGAUCGUCCUGCCGCACGAUAACGUGACGGAGCGGAGGCCGUGGGGGGCAUCGUGGUCUCCGCUCUCGGACACAGUUACCGAGUUCCGUACUCCAUUAUACAUCGUGUGCCACUGCAUCCGGACGCAAUUUCUCUCUGGUAUUAGUAACGUUUCACUCCUCUAUUGACUCACUCAUCAUACACACACACACACACGCACACCGGUCACAGCAAGUGUCCCCCCCCCUUUUGUACCUCAUCAGCACCACAUUCCAGCUCACAGGGACCAGAGCCCAAAUUAAUAACUAACUGAUUCAUUCAAAGUCCACCUCCUCCUUCCCACAAUGCAGCGGGGGGCCAGAACGCACGGCUCACGGGUUCGUCUCGGGGCCGCGAGAGAAGAGUGAGAGCUGCAGGCGUCCUUCAGAGACGUCAUGGCAGGCAGCGCGACGGCCGUGGGAAUCGUGGGAUACGGACACUUAGGACAAUACCUGGUGGGGCGGAUCCUAGCCGAGGGCCACGAGGCGGGCCUGCGUCUCGCGUUCGUCUGGAACAGGAGUCCCGAGAGGCUGAGAGGGUCCGUCCCAGAGGAGCUGAUCCUGGAGCAGCUGUCUGACUUCCCCGAGAGGAGUGCUGAUGUGAUCGUGGAGGUGUGCCACCCACAGGUGGUGAAGGACUUUGGGGAGAUGUUUCUCGCUCACAGUCACUUCCUGGUGGGCUCGCCGUCGGCACUUUCGGACCCACAGCUGAACGGGCAGCUACGCCGGGCAGCGGUACAUCACGGGAGGACGCUGUAUGUUCCCAGCGGUGCAUUGUGGGGCGGACAGGACAUCCAGCGGCUCAGCGAAAGUGGUUUGCUGACGGGCCUCUCGUUGCGCAUGUGCAAACACCCAUCCUGUUUCCGCCUGGAGGGGGCGCUCCGCCGCAACUGGGUCGAGGGCGAGGGCCGCCGGCUGCUGUUCCGCGGCUCUGUGGCCGACCUUUGCCCCCUGGCCCCCAACAACGUGAACACGAUGGCUGCGGCCGCCAUAGCGGCGAGCUCGUUGGGCUUCGGCGGCGUGGAGGGGGAGCUCGUGUCUGACACGGGGCUCAGCGAGUACCAUGUGCUGGAGCUCCAGAUCACUGGGGUCGACGGCUUCUCGGUCACCACGGUGAGGAGAAACCCAGCGCAGCUGGGAGCCGUGACCGGCAGCGCCACCUUCAGAUCCUUCUGGAGCAGUCUGCUCGUGUGCAGAGGCCACGGCGGCACAGUGUACCUGUGCUGAGCGCUGACCUGACCUCCAGUGACCCCUGCUGCAGGAAGAGGAGAAAGUACACCCAGGUGCACAGACACGCAGACGGGACCGAGACACGUCUGCGAUGCACAAAGCACACGGACACCACCAGCUCCGUUCAUGUAGGACCUUUAUUUUGCGCUACUUCCGCAGCACUGUGUGCGUGUGUGUAUAACGUGUCCACCAUGUCGUCACACUCGCUGUGUGCUGCAGCAACAAGGCUCUGUGUGUGUCUUCUCAGUCAUGUGUACCAUGUGGCGUGGCAUCGCGUCAACAGGACAGGAAGAGUCUGACAAAGGACCUUCGUCUCUGUGCUCUCUUGGUGUCUAUUCCUGAUGUCACACACAGCUCACUGACACACCUUCCCACUGUAUAAAGAGAAGGCUGGGCAGCUAAGUGACACUCCACACCUGUGUGUACACACGCACACACACACACA
Molecule: messenger RNA, 1771 nt
Organism: Scleropages formosus (Asian bonytongue)
Lineage: Eukaryota; Metazoa; Chordata; Actinopteri; Osteoglossiformes; Osteoglossidae
Gene: aspdh
Product: aspartate dehydrogenase domain containing
Exons: 8
Coding region: 493-1323 (276 amino acids)
Biological process (GO): NAD+ biosynthetic process
Molecular function (GO): L-aspartate dehydrogenase [NAD(P)+] activity; NADP binding
Source: RefSeq, a predicted model, not a curated record